AUGGCGCAGACGACGGGCUCAGCUCAUCCCUUCUUCCUCGACCACCAUCUCCACAUGCCCACCGACGACGAGCCUCCCCGCACCGACGACAAGAACGACGCCAAGGACUCCCCACAGGUACACACCGACCACACCAACGCCUCCGCCAAGUCCCCCCACACCUCCUCCUCGUCCAGCGCUUCCACCCCCAAUAUCCCCACCGCAGGCCCGACAGCAUCCCUCCAGUCAAUCCUCACAGCAUCCAAGCCAGACACAAGGAACGGCCAAGCGCCGUGGCCGCCCCAUGUUGCAGACCAUCCGGCGCCCGUGGGGGCUAUCGCACAGCAGCCGUCGUCGAGCAAGCGCAAGCUGGAGGAUGCCGAGUCUGAUGACCCGCACACCAAAAUACGGCGCAUCGUCCGCGACCACGUCCUCCAGGACCCAUCGCGCGUCAUGCCGAUGACCACCGUUAUUUGCCUCCACGCCGCGGUCGCUCAGAAGUCGUAUGGCAGUGAAAAGCGCUUCCUAUGCCCGCCUCCAGUCGUCCAUAUUGAGGGCCCCGUAUGGCAUAUGCGCACGCAGCAGCUUGCGAUGGCUGUCGUGUCGGAGAGUGGAGACAGGUCCUUUGAACAGAAAGCACCUUUAGAUAACAAUAUGACGGCGAGCUUCAAGUUCUUGCACGUCACUGGCACCGCGAAGGCGAAGAGCUUCCAGCUUUCCCUUGAUAUCGCAGAGCCUCCUCCUCCUGCCCUAACUCCCGAAGGCGGAGAACCACCUAGCGGCAGAGUGUGGGCCUCUUUUGAUUCCGCCCCUGUUACGAUUAUCUCUAAGCCAUCCAAGAAAACCGCGAAGACGCGUAACAUCUCGUCAUGCAUCCUUGCAGGCGGCCCGGUGUCUCUUUUCAACCGCAUCAACUCGCAGACUGUGCGAACCAAGUACAUGACGAUCGACCAUGCUCAGCUUUGCGCGAGCAAUGUCGCGUGGUCGGCGUUCAAUGUCAAUGUUGUCCGCAGACCAGGUCCAGGGGCUGGCUCCACCGUCGUGACUGGACCCCAGCCAGUGACUUAUGGAUGUGAGAUCGUCUUGUCGGACACGCACUCUGGCAUUUCAACGUCACCCCUCGUGAUACGCAAGGUUGACAAGGGCAAAGUCACCCACGAUGAAGGGGGUCCUGUCAGCCAGAUGCAGAAAAUAGCUCUGCAACGCGUCAAUCCUGAUGGUUCUAGACAUUACCUGUCAGCUGCGGGCCCUAUGCCAGGAACUCCUGGCGUCGUAGCGCCGCCUGCCCCAGGAAUGUCUUCCCAAGCUGGAACCCAUCCUCUGCUUUUCCAGUCGCCACGCGUUCGCGAAGAGAUCAAAGACGGGUUCCGCAUUGUUUGUGAUGAAGUUGAUGACUAUCUAUGUUGGACCAUUGUCGGAAUCUCCAAAUUCCAGUACACCUUUUUUGAUGCCUUUGGCCAAAAUAACAAUAUACCAGAGCUACCCAUUACCCCCUUCCCUACGUUGUUUACAGCGCCAGUGUAUCGACCUGCCAACAAUACUGUCGAGCUGACAGUGUCCAAUUUCUUCUAUGAUCACCCUACCACAAGGCAACAAACGCCUCUUGAUGUCUAUCUUGGCAAUCUUGGUCCCCUUCGUCUCCGAGUCUAUCAAGCUGCCCCGCCUGGCCCAUUGACAAAUAUAAGCCCGUUCAUGGCUAGUGCUCCGGGCGGUCAAGUCAUGGAUGGCCGCGAAGCAGCCCCUGGGUCGCCUAAUCCUCAAAGAUAUAUCCCGUCACCCUUGCACACCAUCGUCAUCGUUGAGAUGCCACCCCUGGCUGACGUCGUCAAAGCCCUCGAGGAUGAUGCCCUUCCCACCCCCAUCAACCCGCCCGACGGCAAGGGACAAGCGUCGGAAGCCUCAACAUCAGAGGGAACAUCAGAGACCCCAGGCCCACCACCCGCACCUUCUAUGGCUUCCAUCGCUGGACGAAGUCUUCCUCUAUUAUUUAUUCGCGCCUCCGAUGGAGUUGGGUAUCAUUCUGGACGUACUAUAGCUUGUGAGAACGUUUUCCAGGGGAUGGAUUUGGGAGGUAUUGCGGCCAAUCAGGCGAAUGGAUCGGCUGGCAAUAUCGAUACGGGUUGGAUUGCAGCUGCCCAGGCGGCGGCUGUCGCCGACGGCGGGAUGCAUGGGUGGACGCUAAGAGUCAUGUAA
Molecule: messenger RNA, 2172 nt
Organism: Cyclocybe aegerita
Lineage: Eukaryota; Fungi; Basidiomycota; Agaricomycetes; Agaricales; Hemipholiotaceae
Source: the annotation of a GenBank genome assembly